This is a messenger RNA of Saccostrea echinata, 4512 nucleotides long. RefSeq lists its product as uncharacterized. The transcript is spliced from 16 exons. The record is from RefSeq and is a predicted model, not a curated record. Gene Ontology annotation, biological process: protein phosphorylation. Lineage: Eukaryota; Metazoa; Mollusca; Bivalvia; Ostreida; Ostreidae. The coding region runs from base 1 to 4512 and encodes 1503 amino acids. Gene Ontology annotation, molecular function: protein tyrosine kinase activity; ATP binding.
AUGCUGAAAAAGAAAUUCUUUAAAAGGAAACCAAAGACUGCAGGGAAAAAGGGAGAGGUGCGUGCAAAGCAAGCCCCAAUAUAUAGAAGCGAAACAAGGAAUGUUUAUGAUUACAUAGCUAUAGAUCCAGAAUAUAAAUUUGGUCCUUCGGGGUAUACACCUUUACGGGAAAAGAAACCCCUCCCAAAUCCAACUGAAAAGAAUGCUGCUGAAGGAAAGAUAUUCAGCAAGGAUGCCAUACUGGAUCUUCCAUUACAACGUGUGCCGUCCAACAGACGAAUAGAAGAUUUAGAUGAGAAAGAAUAUGGAUACACAUCUUUUGGCAAGGUCCACAGACAAAAAAAGAAAGACACAAACUGGGAAGACGCAUUCUUUGACGCGCUUGAAUUCUUACCGUACCAGAAAUUGAAUCACAGUCCUGCUUUAAGCAAGUUCUUUUUCGAACCACAAGAAAAGUACAAAGUUCUAUCCAUCGAGGAAGUAUGCCGAGAAAUUAACAAUGCGUCGGAUGAAAUUCAGCAAGAUAUGGUAAAAUAUAUCACAGCAUGUCUUCUUCCAAGUUUGAAGCAAAAGUACAAAAUGUCUGAAGUAUUCAAUCUCCUUUCUUGCAAAAACAAACUUGUCAGGAAUCUUUGCAUAAAUGAAUUGAUAAAGAUGAUUAUGGUUGGUGAUCAGAGAAAGUACUCCCAAGAUUGUAUGUUGAAGUUGUACGAAAUUGGAACAGUUCAGCUAUUCACAGUCAUUGGAGAAACAAAGAAAUCCUUUUCCAUUUUCCAAUCCCUGAUUCAACUUGGAAUUAUAUUUAACUGUUUUAUAUACUUACGAGCCAUUGAAGCAAUAGACGAUUGGAAUCCAUGCAUUCAACACGUUAAGAGUAAAAUUCAGUCUAAAAUUAAACGUGUUGCACAGAGAACCGACCAAAGCGUGCACGUAUUUGCAAAGACAGCUGACUGUAUUUUUAAUCUACAAGAGGUGGAUUUCGAUGAAAGCUUUUUAAUUGGGGAGGAUAUGAACACCUUCCUCUCUGUUUCCAAAAAGAAAGAGAGUAAAAUUUAUAUCGAUGGCAUGGCAGCGCUUUUCCAUACAGGGAACUUGAUGCUAAGACAGGAGUCAAAAUUUCAUUGCGGGGUGCAGCAGUUGAGAAUUAAAUCUUUACAUAUGAACGAUUCCUCUGAUGAAGAAUUAGUAAAAUGGUACCAUCGUUUGCUUGGCUUAUUCAUAGUCCAUUUACUGGAAAAAGAGCACCCUGGUGUAAAACAGGAGAUACUCGAAAAAUGUGAAGAUGAAUUAUUAUCGAUACUAAAUUGUACAUACUUUCAUCCCGAGAGCUUUUGUGUGUCAAAGUCACUAUUAUUUCACCACAGCGAAAGAAUUCGAACUAGAUACAAGGACAUAUUUGUAAGUCGAGAAAAGGGGAUGGCCCCGCACAAGUCUGUCACGGAAGAUCACAUAGAAGUUCUUCUGACCAAAUGUGUUUUAAUACUUGACAGGACCCCCUCAGAGUCACCAAUAGGGAAUGAUACUUUUGAACGCAAACAAUGUUCAAUUUAUUAUACAGAUGCAUCAAUUACCUGUAUUGUCGAAGAUUUCAAAAAUAAUUCGAGGGAUUUGAAUAUGUAUGAUAACACCUUGUCACCUUACAACGAUAUCGUUAAUUUAGAUAGACAAGACAGAUUAAAAAAUGAACUCGAAGUGCUCAAAGAAAUAGAGUCCAAAGAGAUUCACAGAAAUGUGGCUAGACUUCUUGCAUUCAAUGCUAGUUUUCCAUGUUUUUACAUCAAAGAAAGACUUCCAGGGGAUAAUUUGCAGCGAAGACUUCUGACAGCCAGAGACAAAAAGAAGAUAAUCCCAAUUAUAGAUCUGAUAGGUAUAAUUGUUCAAGCAGUCCAGGCAGUUAUAUAUGUACACAGUUGUGGUUGUCUUGUCAGGGACAUAACGACUGCAUCAUACGGAUGUCUAUUAAUGAAUAAUGAAUAUUUCAUUAAAUUGAAAAAUUUUGAGAUGGCGGCCAAACCCUCAGACUUUCCAAGCGGUGGAAUAGUAACUGGGUUAAUUGAUUUAGAUUUUGAAGGAGUUCCCACACGGUGGGCGGCCCCAGAGAGCCUGCUGGGUGGACAUUACAGUAUAUAUAGUGAUGUCUGGUCUGUAAACAUUCUGGCAGAUGAGAUCCUUAAUUAUGCUGCUUGGCCAUAUUCCGACAUCAGUGAUUCUGAUAUAGAAGAUAUGGUUACCAAUAUUGUCUUCACACACCUGAAGCCUCAGGGAUUUAACAGACCUAGGCGCGUUCAAGGUCUAAUUUUGGAGGGGCUUGCCAGCGAACCAGAGCAGAGACUAAAACUUGAGGCACUAAGAGAAAGAUUGCUGGAUAUAUCAGACAGUUUGGGCGAUGCGCAAAGCUACAAUGUAUAUGAUACCUAUUCAGGAAUAGAGGGUACACAUGCAAAGGUGUAUGACAUACCUCCACUAACAAAUCUACAAAUGAAGGCCGAUUCCAAAUUUGCAAGGGGAAUACCAAAGACAAUUCGGAAAUACAGAGAGCUUGAUGAAGAUCCCCAGACUGUCUUCGCCUCAGAAGUAGCAGAGAACAAUAGCAAGCAGAGAGAAGAAAUAGGCCUUACCAUCAUGGAAAUUUCUUCCGUUAAAAAUUAUAAAAUAGAGGAUGAGGUAAAAUUAAAAUAUAUGAUGAAGGUUUCGGAAAUAGUCAGUGACGACUUUCUGAAGUUUACUUACAACAGAUUGAAAGAGAUAGAUAGUAGCAAAAUGUGUGUAGAACCUUGGCCUCCAGCGACAAGUAUAACACAAGGCUCUAAACGAAUACAUUAUAGGUUCCCUAAAUCAACACAUCUUUUGGAUCUUACUCUUCAUAAAGAACGUGGUGAAACAAUCACUCCAUAUAUAGAGCUUUUGUACGAAUUAGCCAAACACGUUGACUCUCUCCAUUCAGCUGGAUGGAUAUUCAGAUGCCUUAGAGCAAAACAUGUCUGGAUUCUGGAAACAAAGAAGAAAGAUCAGACAAUAGUCGUUCCCAAAUUUGGAAAGUACCUUGUGAUAGAGUCUUCCCAGUUUGACGCUCACUUAGAGCAGGUAAAAGUUGAAGGAUCACCAGCAGAUCUAGAUGGAAUACAAUGGCUUCCUAUUGAAGCAAUAAAAGCUGGCCUUUACUCCAAAGAAAGUGAUGUAUACGCUUAUGGAAUGGUCACGUGGGAAGUCAUGUCUGCGUUUGGACAACAAGGAGUUGUGUAUGACCAGGACGAAGAACAGGAAUUGACAUGUAUUCCAUUCAACUACCAGCGAUCUGAAAAUAUUCUUCAACAUCUGAUAGAGGGAUAUAUCCCGGAAAAACCCAUCAAGUGCCCUGAAUGGUUUUACCAAGAAGUCACGAGACCUUGUCUCCUGCAUCAGAAAAUCGACAGACCGUCAAUGAAAACUAUCCUACAAAUACUUGAAACAAGACUGGGGAAGGCCCCGCCAAGACAAGAUCGUUAUCUCCCACUUCGAUCUGGCAAACAUAAAGCAGCAAGCAAAUCAUUGAACGCUGAGGAUUAUGAUGAUCUAAUGUAUGAGGAUAUUAAUCCUUGCGAUUUGGAGGAAGAGUCUUCUUUUCAUCCCUCUACACAAAGGAGAGUGCUUCCUCCACCGCUUCCGGUAUCAUAUUGCAACGACGACGAUCGUGUAUCCGAACAAAAAAUCGUAAUGAAAGUAAAGCCAUCACAACCAAAUAUUGCCAUAAGAGAAAAGAAAGCUUCAAUAGCUUUGUCAAAACCUCACGGUAGCCAAAAUAUUGUUUAUGAGAUGAGUGAGGAGAAAAAUUCAGGGAAAAUCAACAGGGAUAGAAGUCACCCAAUACUCGGAGAUAUUGAUGUUGCGGCUGACUUCGGUAGUAAAGGCUAUGAAAAUACUGAAGAAAAAUGGAAAACUGGUAAAACAAUGAUCCGUUUAAGUUCUUUACCUCCUCCUAGACCAAAAAAAAGUCGAGCUCACAAAAGAGAUAACAAUGUGAGGGGAGCACCAAAUUCAGCGCCAAAAGUGAAGAAUCAGCCAGGAAUUGUGGAAUACUCGAGAACAAGCAAAAAUGAUGCUUUUAAAACUCCCAUAGAUCCAAUGGACAGAAAUUCAGAUCCGUCUUUUUAUGACAAUAAUAAAAGUUCAGAUUUGGAUGAAACUAAUAAAGAUACCAGAGGUUUCGAAUCUACUGGAAAUUGGUCUGAAAACUCUCUGAAGCUUGGAUCACAUACAGGUAAUGUCGGUGUUGAUUCACUGGAAGUCGAGAAAGGAUCUGACUUUUUCGGGAAGUUGUCAACUGAAACAACAAAACGUAAAGUACUACUAAACCCCCAAAAUAAAAAUGAAAUAAUAUCUAUACAGUAUGCCAAUCAGGAAAGAGUUAGCGAGAAAGACAAAACUUAUGAUGAUAUGAGAAAAGGUGUACACAAUCAACGAAGUCCAGUAUACGUCAAUAAUUCUCUACCAGAAAGAAAGCCUGACGUGCCACCUAGGAAACCCUUAAAAUAG